Molecule: messenger RNA, 408 nt
Organism: Sphaeroforma arctica JP610
Lineage: Eukaryota; Ichthyosporea; Ichthyophonida
Exons: 4
Coding region: 1-408 (135 amino acids)
Biological process (GO): prenylcysteine catabolic process; prenylated protein catabolic process
Molecular function (GO): prenylcysteine oxidase activity
Source: RefSeq, a predicted model, not a curated record
AUGACUUGUAUUGACAAGGUGAGACUGAACACACCCGUGACUACUGUGCGCCACUGUGGAGUGGACAGUGACAGUCUCUGCAUCACAACCGCAGCCGGAGAGGAGUCGAUGUAUGAUGCUGUGAUUAUAGCCACGCCGUUGGAGAACGCACACAUGGACAUACCACACGACUACAGUCGCUCUGAUGAACCGGCUGAUGCCACAUCUGAGGAUGUCCAUGAGCGGCCGUUCAGGACCACACACACAACACUCGUGGCCGGCACUAUCAACCCGGUGUACUUUGGCGAAGACCCAGGGCAAUCACUGCCAGACGAUAUAUUCACCACUGAGUCCGUUGCGCACCAAGUAUGUCGACAAGCAAAACUAGCAUCACCAACUGGCACAGCAGUGUGUCUGUGUCUACAUUGA